AUGAACCCACAUAGUCGCUACUCGCUCGGCAAAGGCGCGUCCACCGAGCAUAUGAUGCGUCUCGCCCAGCAGGGCAGCACGGGCCACGACGGAAGUGUUCGCAGCCCUUCCAUCGGCGGAGCUGCUGCCAUGCCAGGCGCCGCCGGCCCGCGCAAUUUGCGUCCGAGCUCCGAAAUGCUUCCCAACAUGAACCACCACGGCACCCCUGAAACUGAAGCCAUCGACCGCUGGUUUGAGGAUUUGCAGCACUACGAGGCCACGCUCGAAGAGAUGGCGGCUGCCUCGCUCGAUCAAAACUUCAAGGAAGAGCUCAGCGCCAUCGAGCAGUGGUUCCGCGUCCUAUCCGAGGCCGAACGCACCGCCGCCCUCUACAGCCUGCUCCAAGAGUCGACGCAGGUCCAGAUUCGCUUCUUCAUCACGGUGCUCCAGCAGAUGGCCCGCAGCGACCCGGUAUCGGCGUUGCUCUCGCCCAGCCACCACAACAGCUCGAUGGCCGACCAGAUGGAAGCCAAGCUGGCUAGCCUUGGCCUCAAGUCGCCCUCUGCCAUGAAGGCGCCCGCUUCGCCGGGCAAUCGCGGCUACCGUCAGUCCUCGGACGCUGCCGGCUUCCUCUCGCCCAACGUUGCUGCCAUGUACAGCCCUGGCAACGCGGAUGCCGCAUCGACGCUUGCUGCACAGAGGGCCAAGCUCAAGGCCAACCGCACUUCCGCUCCCGGCACGCUGAUCGGUGAGAGUCGCAACUACUCCGGUGGUCAGCUCGACCAGGUGCAGGAGCGCGGCGGCUCGCCCAACCCUCAGCAACAGCAACAGCGCACGCUCUCCGGUGACCACUCGCGACCCAAGUCGACCGACUUGAGCAACAAUGUCGGCCGUUCUCCCCGCGCCAGUGGUCCGCUCGACGACCAGCUCUCGCCAAUCAGCGCCACCGGCAACUGGUCGAGCAUGGUCAACACGCCGCUCGUGCCUAUGUUUACCGACAACGACAAGGCCGGCUCCGGCGAGGCCAAUGUUAAUCUUGACACUGCUGCCGCUCAGCUUGCCAACCUGCAACAGCAGCAACACCUCGGUGGCAACGGCCGCGUCAUGGUUGAUCCGGAUGUGCCGCGUUACCGACGCAAGAGCAACCAGAACACGGGUGCAGGCGGCUACGGCCAUGGAUCCAACAUGUUUGACCAGUCGAGCCCUGGCGUCUCGCCCAACGUCGGCAUGCAGUCUGGCUGGGGUCAGAAUGACAUCUUUGGUCGUGGCGGUCUCAAUACCGGCCCUUCGGCUUUUGGUGGCAACAACAACAACAACGGCGGCAACCAGUUCAACAUUCCGCCGAUGAGCCCUAACGCGCUUGCGGGCCUGCAGAGCCCCUCGGGUGGUCUUGCCAACCCGCUCAACAUGCAAAUGAUGAACAUGAUGGCUGCGAUGGGCGGGCUCAAUCUCAACAACAUGAACGGCGCCCAGCUGCUCGCCAUGCAGCAACAACUUUUGCAGAAUCAGCAGACGUUGUCGGUGCUUGCCCAGCAGCAACAGAUGCAACAGCAACAGCAGCAACAGCAGCAGCAUGGCCGCAACAUUCGAGCUUUCGGCGGUGGAGCGCUGUCGCCUGGUCUCGGAGGCCAAGCAGGCCGAAAGAGUCCACGCAGCGGCACCUCGCCCUCUGGCCGAGCGGCCGCGCUGCCCGGCUCUUCUGCUGGCGGCAGUAGCGGUGCUGGAGCUGCGGGUGGAGGAGCCAACGCGGCCGGAGGCGAGGAAGAAAUCGCCGAUUUGGCAACACUCGAGGAUGUGCCCGCUUGGCUGCGUCAAUUGCGUCUGCACAAAUAUACCCCGAACUUUGAGACGAGCCACUGGAAGGAGAUGGUAUUGAUGGACGACAAGAAGCUCGAGGACAAGGGCGUGGCGGCGCUGGGUGCGCGACGCAAGAUGCUCAAGACGUUUGAGCUCGUGCGUAAAAAGUACGGCAUUAAGAUGGACGGCGAAGACGAGCCAGGCUCGGGUGUCCCGGGCAGCCACAACGAUAAGGCAGCAGCCGAGGGCGACGAGGCGGGAGAGACCAACGAUGCACAGGAGGUGGACCGCGAACUUGGCGGUGCUGCUUCCAAUUAG
Messenger RNA from Sporisorium graminicola, 2094 nucleotides. RefSeq lists its product as uncharacterized. Gene Ontology annotation, cellular component: P-body. Gene Ontology annotation, biological process: regulation of mRNA stability; nuclear-transcribed mRNA poly(A) tail shortening. NCBI's taxonomy places the organism in Eukaryota, Fungi, Basidiomycota, Ustilaginomycetes, Ustilaginales, Ustilaginaceae. Bases 1 to 2094 code for a protein of 697 amino acids. The transcript has a single exon. The record is from RefSeq and is a predicted model, not a curated record. Gene Ontology annotation, molecular function: translation repressor activity; mRNA binding; protein binding.